AUGGCGACUGUUGCCUCUUACUCAGUUGACAAUUCGCUACGACCGGAUCACCUCAAAGAGAACAUGUCGAAGGAGCGGUUCAGUGUCAAGCCUUAUCCGGAUCUGCAGGUGUCAGAGGAAGAGCGCAAACAGUUGAUCGACCUCGUCAGCGAGUUCGUGAAAGGCCAUUUCCAGGAAUAUGAAGAUUUCGUCAUUGUGAACAAAAGUCAAGUGGAUGAGAAUCGAUGGAAGCACGUCAAGUCCAAGGACAAUCAGCACGUGUACGCUGAGCGUCCUCAAUGUGACAAUAGAGACAGAGACGCACGUGCCAUGUCUUGGGAUCCAGCCACUGCUGCCGCUGAAAAGAAUUUACCAGUUGUUCUAAGUGUUGGAACGCUAGUGGGAGAUGUCGACGACGUCAUGUUCGGAGUGGUGAAUCCCACCUUGGACGUCAUGCGGAUUAAAGCAUCGUACGUACAUGACCUCGACAGUGCUGCAGUGUUAUGCUCCGUUGUGGAGCCAAGCGUGGACGAACCUUUUCGAUCUCUGGUCAUCAAGUGGAUGACGAUCGACUUGCCUCUACAGUCCACGAGUCUAGUAAAAAGUCGAGACUUUGUCUACAUCGAGGCCACGGGGAUCGUACAUUUCGCUAAUGGCGAGCGUGUCGGCUAUCAUUUGCUGCAUUCGACAGAUUUCCCGCAGACCAAACCUUUACCGAAUAUGAUUCGUGGGAAUCUUUCGGUGUUCGGCUUCUUCCGACAGAUCGAGCAGAACACUAUUGAUAUUUACGCGAGUGGUACAGUUGUUCCUGGAGGAAAGAUCGCACGCUUUCUAUCGAUUCAAGUGGCUGCAGAAGCAUUGCUAUCUGCGACGAAUUAUGUGUAUUGUGGCCAGAUGAAGAAGUUAUCGUGGAUGUUGCAACACCGUCACUCGUCUUUCGAACGGCAAAACCAGACGCGAAGUGAGAAUUGUGUUGUAUGUGAACGCAAAGUGACGAAAGGGAUCAGAGGUUUCAUUGGCGCUAGUACGUGCAAAUUGUGCUAUGGCUGCGUGUGCUACUCGUGCAAGAUCCGCAAACGCAUCAGCUUCAUUGCUUUGGAUGGCCAGCUGAUUCGACGAAAGAUUUCGUUCUGUACGAAGUGUGUAAGUGAAGCGACCAAGUGGGAUGCGAAAGAGGCGGCUAGAGAUCAAGCUACAGGUUACCGAGCGUAUAAAGCAUUCUCGACGUCCUCGCAGUCGGAUACCAGGAGUACAGAAUCCUCGUCGUUCUUUGAUUAGUGACGUAAGACAGAUAUGUGUGAAGACGUUAAAUUAUCCGGUAUCCUUUUCUCGGU
Phytophthora nicotianae INRA-310 is the source of this 1313-nucleotide messenger RNA. RefSeq lists its product as hypothetical. Lineage: Eukaryota; Oomycota; Peronosporomycetes; Peronosporales; Peronosporaceae. The transcript has a single exon. The record is from RefSeq and is a predicted model, not a curated record. The coding region runs from base 1 to 1257 and encodes 418 amino acids.